AUGUCACUUGGGUACGAUGCGCGGAAAGUGGAGGCGCUCAUCCGGACAAUUGCGGUUUCUUCAAAAUGUGAUGUCAUUUACGCCGCUGAGGUUGUUAAGCAGGCAAAAGAUAAUCAAAGAAAGAAUCAGCAGGAAUAUGAAAACUUAGUGUCAUGUUUAUUGUUUUGUUUGGAAAACUUUGAUGUAGUUGAGGGUGGUACAGCAGAGGUCAAGUGCGCGCUCGUGACGCUGGCGACGUUGCUGCAAUUAGACCUUACAGCCAAUCAGGUAUCUCAGUGCAAUAGUUAUCUUAGCAUUUGUUUGACUCAUGUGCAGGACGUGUCAGUUGCCUUCGUCGCCUCCCGUGCUUUUGGAGAGACACUCGUGACGAGUAUGACGUCGGACUUCGUUCAAGAGCAGGUGGAGGGCGCUUUUUUGGCAAUAGAUUUGAAGGAAAAUAUAACUCAUGCACAGAGAGUGUGCGCCUUGUUGAUGCUACAGGAGGUGGUGACUAAAAUUCCUAUGCGAAUUCUCGACAUGUUGGAUUCCUUAUUUGAAAAGUUGUGGGGUAUGUUAGCCUCUUCAGAUGCGAUGAUACGGGAGAUUUCGCAUCUGCUUUUUAUGGAUUGCGGAAAAUUACUUUGCAGUCGAUCUCCAGUUAACAGGAAGAAAACGGUAGACUCGUUGCUUCAUCAACUCAAGUUCAAUCUCGCCGCGAAGUCUAGAGAGAGCAACAUGGCUGGCUUGCUGGCCUUUGAAACUGUGGUGAUGACUUCAGUGGGAACUGCAUCUCAACCUCGAUACGAGGAUAUGUCCAUUAUGCUGGUCCCUUAUGUGAUGACUGGGGGGUCCACCAACAUUGCUGAGUUGAGAGAACUUCUCUUUCGCUGCCUUAUCGUGCUGUGCCGCUAUAGCACAACGUUGUUCAUCACCAAUCAACUGAAGGACACGGUUGGUUUUGCUCUCAAAUCAAUUGAGAACGGCUAUCAAGUUGCCGCGUCGUUCAAUAUGCUCAGUGAAAUCAUUGUAUUGGUUACAGACGUGGCGUUUCGUCCGUUCGUCAAUGAAACAUGCAAUGCUGUGCGUUACGUAUCUGGGAAGUCAUCUAAACCGUGCUGGGAGGCAGUCAGAUGCUUUUCAGUGAUAUGCCAUGUAUGCCCACCUGUCGAUGUGGAGAGCUACAUCGAGCCUUGCAUAGAAAACAUAUUUCGUUGGGGAUUGUCGCUGCCCCUUAUCGAAAGCAUGCCACACAUCAUAGCGUCGUCUAGCGCUAAGUACCGAUCGAGGUUAGAGGAGGGUUUGUUGGAUAUGAUUUCCGUAACUUUGUGCGGUCUACCGUUUCGUCAGCAACCCGGUUCGAAGGGUACCAUUACCAUGAAAGUGGAGUCAGAACCAACUGAGAGCCAAAUAACAGUUGCUCUUGAUGCAUUAGUCCAAUUUGGGUUUUCCGAUUCGGAGCUGAUGGGUGACUUCUUGCGGGACUCGGUGUUGCCCCUCAUCGACAGUGAAAGUGUAUCGGUUCGCACCGCGGCAGUUCGUACAAUUUGCACGCUGCUAAUCCCCCCUGGUGUUAAGGGUGAGCUUACAAUGGCACGCAGAAUAUGUGUUGAUGUAAUUUUGUCUCGUAUGCUUGUGGUUGGGCUGUCAAACCCCGACCCGGUCGUUAGGAAAGGAAUUCUCUCUUCGUUUACAGAACCAUUUUAUCCGUUUUUGAAGGAGGUGCAGUUUGUGACUUCGAUCUACGCUGCACUUGGGGAUGAGGAUAUAAGUUGUCGGGUAGCUGCCACCGUACUGCUCUGCCGCAUGACCUUUCACGACCCAUCCCACAUAUUACCAAUAUUUCGCAAACAAAUUGUUCAGAUAUUACAUACGGUAUCCACUAGCGACAACACAGGUGCCGUGCAAAGUGGGCUUCAACUGCUGGAUGCAGCCGCAUCCAACGCACCACAAUUUGUCAUGAACUUCGCGGAUGGUAUCAUCAAAGCACUUGGGCACCAUUUCUCAACGGUCAACAUCCACUCUUCUAUUUUGCAACAUCUACUGCGUUGCUGUACGUCAGUAGCGCAUGCUGCCCAUUUUUUUGGGAAUACCGAUGCCAUUUUCAGAGUAGAAGUGGACCGUGCGUACAUGCUGCUCAAAGCUCUACCCCUUGACAGCGAGUCUGUUGAGUUGCGUUUGUGGUGUCUUCGGUUCCUGUCUGCUACACUGGGCCCGCAGAUCGAAGGCCGGUCGCCGUAUGAGGUGUACCCUCAUCUUUACCAGCAGUUAAGCGGUAUCGUGAAAAAUAACGAUGAGGACUUGGACGUUCGUCUUGAGGCACUACGCUGCGCCGGAGUUAUUGGCGCACUUGACAUCAGCAUUUUCCAUUCCACAGUCGUCAAUCGGACUUGCAGACAUGAGGAAAUGAAACGAAACGAGCCGAGCACUCUUAGCCAUGCCAUGUGUUGCCGUGUGGUUAUACGCUCCAUCGCUUCUCUGCUGGAUCUAAGUGAGAAGCGUUUUUCGGGGGGAAAAGAUAAUGUACUGCGUGUGGGAAUUCAAACGAUUCUCAACAUUGCAGAAUCAUGCCCCGACUCGCGGGGAGAAAUUGCCGUUGUGAUUCCACCAGUGGUUCGUGCCGUGAGUGAACUCAGUGCGUGCCGUUUAUUAGGCACUCUGCUGCAUGAACUAACGCAGAUCAUAAGGUAUGUUGGGGUGGCGGCACUUUCACACGCUCAUUUACUGUACAAUUUGAUUGAUGAGUCAUGGGUAAAAUCGUCAAAGUAUCGUUUUCUUGCUGUCCGACUUGCUCUUACGCUUGUCACCCUUGAAGCGGACGGUAAGGCGGAAUCGAGGAGGAGCAACAUGCGGAUGUCCCCCAUCAAGUUUGACGCUCUUAACGAUAUUGAGUCAUCCGAGUCCUUACGCUAUGCCAUCAUAGAGUACAUCUUGAAGCAUACACAAACACUGAAAACGUGCGUGGAGACGGUUGUCACCAAUCUCUUGCGGGCUGCACAAAGGUGUCCCAUUGAUUUUGCGUUGUCUGUCAUAACGACGCUCCGUGUGGUUUGUUUCCGCCUUCACGUUGAUGAAUUUGCGGGUCUCAUUGUUCGCGGGCUUCUCAGCUGUUUGAAAACUCGGCUUUCAACAUCUAUGAGGGCGACGGAGCAAAACGCGUUCGUCAGCCGCAUCAUGGGUGUUUUUUGCGUUUUAAUGACAGUAUUGCAGAGCGAGUUUGUCAAAUAUUCAUCGGAGGUGCUUCGGACACUGAAAACCCUUCGCGUAUCAAAUAACGAAUUAAUUACCCUCCAUGGAACGUUAAUGAAGGGUGGCGUUUGCACCUUGAGUAAAGGUUUUGUAACAGAGCAUCAAAAGCAAGUGGUGCGACUCCUCAAGGAGUGUGAAGGCAUCGCCCUUCGCCACGUCUCUGAUUUGGACAAGGUGUUGAGCACACGGGGAAAUGUGGACGAGAAGGGCUGGAAUUCUGAUGAUGGAGAGCGCCCCCUUCCCUUCUCUGAGAAGCUGAUCAUCAGCACGACCAGAACGGCUCCCCUUACUAAGGAGGAAUGGCUCAGGUGGCUCAAUGACUUCUCUUGUGUCAUCAUGCAGGAAUCCCCUUACAGAGUUUUUCGGUGUAUCUCGCUACCGCUGACUGCUAACACCUCGCCACUAGUGGAUUGCUCACCCCAGUUCACUCAAGAUAUCGCUCCGCACGCGUUUCGGGCCCUCUGGAACUUUGCGAGUGCAUCCGUUCGCUCGUCUCUCGCCGAUUUCUUCUUCCAGGUUCUACAACAAGCCAUGGAGUCCUCCGCUGUACCCGAUGAGGUGGUCUCCGCUCUCCUCACCGUCGCGGAAUAUAUGGACAAUGUGGGGAUGGCACUUCCCAUUGCUCCCAGUAUUCUUUCUAGAUGUGCAUGGGGUCGGGGGAUGCUCGCAAAGGCUCUCUAUUGGUGCGAAGCGGCAUACAGGAAGGAUCCUCGGGGGACAGCGAAGUACCUGUUUAGUCUUUACCGUGAAUUGCAGCAGUCGGGGCUUCUUAUGGUCACUGGACAUUCAGAAAGCUUGAAACUCCUACAAGGAUGUAUUGACAAUGAGCGUAGUGAAUCGGAUGGCAGCGACGAGUACUCAGUGAAGUGGUUAUCGCGGCAGGAGUCUCUCCGGCGAAUGUGUGGGGUGGGUGGUCGUUCCCGCUCGGAUGCCAACAGUUCCUUCAAUGGUGAGGAUGUGAAGUUAGACCCUGAAAUGGAAAAUGAGGUUAAUACAUUGUACGCACUAAGCGAAGCUGGUGAUUAUGAUGCAGUGCUUGAGCAGUGGAAGGUACUGUUUCAAAAAUAUAACGGUAGGGACGAGCAGAAGAGGGAAGAAAACACCCUUUUCUACGUGUCACAGUGCGCCGCUGAUGCUUCAAUACGCCUGCAGGCGUGGGAUACACUGGAGGACACCACGCGUUGGCAACUAAACGAUACUGUGUCGUACCAUGUCUCGCGUGCUGCGCUUAGCAUUCACAAGCGCCGCUACGAAGAGGCAACUUCGGCAAUCAAUGAGGGGCGGAAGCUACUUUUAGAGGAUCUUUCAGGGCUUUUGCAUCAAUCGUACACUCGCGCGUACGAAGGUCUCGUUAUUGCGCAAAAGCUGUCUGAAUUGGAAGAGAUCGUGACGGUAAAGCGAGCGGAGGUGGUGUCUUCAACGCAUCAUCUGAGCCGCGUCCUGCGUUUGUGGAGCCAACGCAUUGAGAUGAUGUCCUCUACAGUUUCUGCAUGGAAGGAGGUCCUCGGGGUGCGUGGCUUGCUCAUUCCGCCAGGCGAGGACGUUGCUACACGUCUUCGCUUUGUGAAUCUUUGUCGGCGCGAGAAGGCAAAGCAACACGAGCGUUUCAUUUUGUGUCAGUUGUUGGGUUAUCGCUGCCCAACAUCGGAACAGCUCAUGCACAGCAACGCAAACCCCCGUGUAGUGAUGCAGUACAUUAGUUUUCUCUCUGCAAACGGUGAGCUUGGACCAAAGAGUUCUUAUGGUCUCGAGCGUGACCUGCUGAAGAGGAUGAUCGAUACACACUCAAGGAAUGAGAACGCUUUUCUCUUGUCGAGCGCUUAUGCGAGGCUUGGCAGCAGUGCAGAACUUUCUGAGGCUGUGCAAUGCUACAAGGCGGCUACAACUUAUUGCCCUAAAUGGUUCCACGCGUGGCGCAUGUUUGCGGAGUCGAAUGCGGAGAUGCUCGAUGUCACAUUCUCCGACGCCACAUGCGCAGCCGCAAUUGAAGGCUAUAUACAGAGCAUUAAACUGGGAAACUCAGAUUCCACCAUUAUUCAGGAUGUUUUGAAGCUCCUCACUUUACUCAGUCGUCAUUGUGAUCAGGAAAGUGGGUUGAAGGAGUUACGUAAGCGGGUUUUCGAGGUGUCGCCGCGCGCUUGGAAAUUGGUGGUUCCGCAACUCAUUGCGCGUCUGGACUCCGGUUCCGAUGGCAGCUGUGAGCUUGUCGCGGAGAUUCUAACAACUGUCAGUUUUGAUUGUCCACUCUCGCUAAUUUAUCCCCUCAACCUGUGCGCAAUGUCCAACUCUAGGAGGCGGAGGAAGUACGCAAAUAUAAUUCUUGACAAACUGCAGAGCAAACACCCUCUUGUGGUUAAUCAGGGGCGAAUCCUUGUAGACGAGUUGGUGCGGACUUCGGACCUCUUGCAUGAGCAGUGGUAUCAUAUGCUGGAAUGUUCCGCUACCGCAUUUUUUGACCGAAACGACUAUAAAGGUAUGCUAGACGUGCUUCUUCCUUUGCACGAGAAGCUGCACCUCUCCACAGAUACUAUUGUCGAGGCUGAGUUUACUUGUAAGUUCGGCAAUAAGCUUGAUAGGGCCCAAGAGUGGCUUCAAUCAUACCUCCGAACGGGAUCUAUAGCUGACCUUCACUCGGCUUGGAACAUUUACCAUGCAGUUUAUCAACAAAUCGACAAACAGAUAAGGUCUCAAAGUAAGUUGCACCUUUCAUUUUGUAGUCCAAAGCUGUUUGAAGCAAGAAAUCUCGCAGUGGGACUCCCCGAUGCGAUGCCAUCCGAGGAUUGUGCGGUAAGGUGUACUGCCUCCUUUAACGGCACACUCACUGUGAUUGGAAGUAAACAGCGACCUAAGAGGCUUAGCGUCACAACAGUGGAUGGAGAAACACAAAAGUAUUUGUUGAAGGGUCGUGAGGAUCUGCGUCUUGAUGAGAGGGUAAUGCAACUCUUUAGACUUGUGAACACUCUCAUGAUGACGGACUCAAGAACCUGCAAGAAUCCUGGAUUCCAGAUUCAGCGGUAUUCUGUCACACCACUCAAGGACACGGUGGGUCUUAUUGGUUGGGUUAGCGGCUGUGACACGUUACACACGCUCGUGACGAAGUACAGGAAGUUUCGUGGUAUUCCACCGGAGCUCGAGUUGCGCAUGAUGAAUCAAAUCAUUGUAUGCGAUAGGCCAAAAACCUACGACCACCUCACGAUGAUAUCGAAGGUUGAGGUGAUGGAGUUCCUUGCAGAUCAUACUUCAGGUCACGAUGUUAGAAAGGCAAUGUGGGCCUCAGCUUCCAAUUGUGAGAUGUGGCUUGAGCAAAGGCAGGUGUUUACAACAUCUUCGGCAACCACGUGUAUGGUUGGUUAUAUUCUCGGUUUGGGGGAUCGGCACCCCAACAAUGUGAUGAUUCAACGUACGUCUGGGUUAUUUGUCCAUAUCGAUUUUGGUGACUGCUUUGAAGUUGCGAUGACACGUCAAAUGUUCCCUGAAAGGGUGCCCUUCCGCUUGACACGAAUGAUACGCAAUGCAUUGGACGUGUUUGGUGUCGACGGACCAUUUCGUUCAAUCGCAGAGACCGCCAUGUGCGUUCUGCGCGAUGGAAGCCGGAGCGUGCUUGCCAUUCUUGAGGCCUUUAUUCAGGACCCACUCAUCUCUUGGAGGUUAUUGAACCACAUGAAAAAGGAACCUGGGGACUCCACAGUACAUAAAAACAUUGAUGAACAAAGUGAAGCGGUGGGACCGCGGAUGUCAUCCGUUGCAUUUCCUGGUGCACCUGUAAGGGACGAUAUGUUCACUGUGGACUCCAAACUCACCCGCUGUGCAUCCAUACCGGAUGACGAUGUAGUUCAUAAAGGUGUUAAGGUAUUUCAGCGAGUUCGAUCGAAGCUGAAAGGGGAGGAGUUCUUAAGAACAAAAGGCGACACCAAAAGUACCGAUCCAAAAGUACAGGUUGCACGGCUGAUUGUUGAGGCGACAGAUAUUACUAACGUCGCUCAGUCAUGGGCGGGUUGGUAUCCGUUCUGGUAA
Molecule: messenger RNA, 7239 nt
Organism: Trypanosoma brucei brucei TREU927
Lineage: Eukaryota; Euglenozoa; Kinetoplastea; Trypanosomatida; Trypanosomatidae
Gene: Tb927.4.420
Product: phosphatidylinositol 3-kinase tor, putative
Exons: 1
Coding region: 1-7239 (2412 amino acids)
Biological process (GO): negative regulation of macroautophagy; TOR signaling
Cellular component (GO): nucleus; TORC1 complex; TORC2 complex
Molecular function (GO): protein-containing complex binding; protein serine/threonine kinase activity; protein binding
Source: RefSeq, a predicted model, not a curated record